Saccostrea cuccullata (small rock oyster) is the source of this 1327-nucleotide messenger RNA. RefSeq lists its product as uncharacterized. The transcript is spliced from 10 exons. The record is from RefSeq and is a predicted model, not a curated record. NCBI's taxonomy places the organism in Eukaryota, Metazoa, Mollusca, Bivalvia, Ostreida, Ostreidae. The annotation marks the transcript as partial. Gene Ontology annotation, biological process: protein ubiquitination. Gene Ontology annotation, molecular function: ubiquitin-protein transferase activity; metal ion binding.
AUAAUUCUGUCUGAAUGACAUUUUCCGUCCUUGUUGCACAUGUGUUGACUCUAAAUUAAAAUCUACGUUGAAUAUACGUUUAUUCAAAAAGAUAGGGAAAAAGUCAUUAGAUAACAUAAAACUGUUUUGUAGUGAGUUCCAAUGCAUAUUUACAAUAUGGAUUACGCCUUGGAGAAUGCACAGCAAUUUUGGCGACAACAAUCAUUUAUUGAUGCAACAAAAAAUCGUGAAAGAAGGUAUCAACAGGGGAGAGGGGCAUGCAAUAUAUUCAUACUAGAUACAUCCUCUAAUGUGGGAGAAGAAGGGUUCUAUCAAAUGAAAGAGACAUUUUGCACUAUCAUGGAUGAAUAUGCGAAAUAUCCAAGCAUGGGUGAAAAUGUAGCUGUGGUGAUUUGCGGUAGAACAACAACAUUUAAACAUCACUACUCCAAUAAAUACCAUAGAUUGAAGCAUUGCAUCGAUGAUGUUGAAUAUGGUGGACCAUGUCCUCUUACUGCAGCUUUUAUCUUAUCAGAGGGGGCAAUUUGUAACGGUGCAGGUUAUUCCAAAAUGAUGGGAAAUUUUUAUAUACAUCCACGUCUUAUUGUUAUUUCUGCUGGCAGACCUACGGAUUUUACAUCGAUGAAUGAUACAGACGACAGGCUUAUACGAAGACCCGCUCAGGUUAAAGAUCAUUUGCAUCAGGCGGCUAGAAAUAUUGGACGGUUUCAUCCAAUUUAUUGUAUUCCAGUUGGGCAUAAUCCAGACAUGGCAAAUUUAGAGUUUAUGUCUGCUCAUUCCAGAGGGGGAAAGGUUGUUCUUUCACAUCAGGCAAAGCAGUUUGCAAAACUCACGGAAAAUAUGCAUGUUGCCGCGUCGAUUACAUUUUCAGCAACUUCAGAUAAAUUAGAUAGGAGGACAAUUGCAGACCUGAUGUCUCAAGUUAUGCCUGGAAAGGAAUUCACCGAAAUGGAUAAGGACGAUAUUUUCGAUAUCUGUGCAUUGAAAUCAGUCUUUAUAUCAAUGGAUGAAAUCCAAGAAGAGAAUGACAAACAUGAGGUGGAAAUGCAUUCCCCAAGACUGGAUCCGAAUAUGCCUCCAUUAGGAAGCCGGGUGAAGAGAGGUCCAGACUGGAUAUGGAAAAACCAGGAUCAACACGGCCCUGGUACAGUAGUUACGCAUUCAAAUGAUGUUGGAUGGUUAGUUGUGCACUGGGAUGCAGGCACUGCAGAAGGAUACAGAUAUGGAACAAAUAAUGUUCUGAAAGAUAAAUAUGAUGUUGUUGUUUGCACAGAACCACGGAUACUAGAUAAUGAGCUUAUUGCUGUCGGAUGUUUGGUACAAAGAG